CUGAAGUAUUUGCCUUUUUUGGCCUUUUGCAGUUUUUGGGUGAUUUCGUUUCAAUGCGUCAUCUUUCAAAUUUAUAAUCUAUCCGUUUGUCGGUGGUUCUGUUGUAUUUCCGUGCCCUAUAGCCUUCAGUUCACGAAUAAAUAUGGAUUGGAUUCAUUGCAACUCGUGUUUUGUUCAACCUGGCAAAGAAAACGAGCAAAAAAAACAAUUUCACUUGACCAGCUGCGGCCAUAUAUUUUGCGAUAACUGCACUUGUUUUGCGGACGGGACUUCAGAUUGCUGCAGAUAUUGUAGGAAUAAAUGUUCAUCAACUGUGAUAGGAGAAAAAUCGUUUAAAACGAACCCACAAGUUUUAGAAUAUUUUCAAGAACCAGAAGAAGUCUAUGCAAAAUUACUCAAAGUGAUGAAAUUCCAAAAAGCUCAUCGUAUUAAAUUAGUUGGACAUCAUCAGUAUAUUAUAUCGAAAUACAAUAGAGCAAAACUAUAUAUUAAAAAACUGGAGAGUGAACUUAAGAUUGCUAAAAAUGCAUUGCGAAAUACACCACAAAAUUCUCAAAGCAUAACAGAUACCCGAUCUAUUUCGUCGCCAAUUUUUCCCCAAAAUUCAACGCCAUUUAAUAUGAUAAAUGCAGAAGCAAAAAUUCACAAUACUCCUGCAAAUAUGAAACCUAAAAUGCCUGAUAUGAGACAUAGGAAACAAUCAUUUCGAAAUGAGUUAUCAAUUUUAUCUACGGGAAGUAAUUUAUCUGGAGUAUCUACACCAGGGUCUUCAGUUUAUCAAAGUCCUUUCCAAGAAAUUCACAGUGAAAAGUACAUGCCUACGAUUAAUAACUUACAGUUAAAUUCAUUAAGACAUGAUUAUCUAAAAAAGAAUCAAAAAGACCUGUAAAAGAAAACAAGUUUAAUUAUAGUUCAAGUUUAUUAGAUUUAAUAUAUUUU
This is a messenger RNA of Diuraphis noxia (Russian wheat aphid), 939 nucleotides long. It is a transcript of the gene nenya, whose product is annotated as RING finger protein nenya. The record is from RefSeq and is a predicted model, not a curated record. Gene Ontology annotation, biological process: protein sumoylation; homologous chromosome pairing at meiosis; reciprocal meiotic recombination. Gene Ontology annotation, cellular component: synaptonemal complex. NCBI's taxonomy places the organism in Eukaryota, Metazoa, Arthropoda, Insecta, Hemiptera, Aphididae. Gene Ontology annotation, molecular function: SUMO transferase activity.